Messenger RNA from Neolamprologus brichardi, 2440 nucleotides. Lineage: Eukaryota; Metazoa; Chordata; Actinopteri; Cichliformes; Cichlidae. The record is from RefSeq and is a predicted model, not a curated record.
CGUGUGGGAGGCUUUGAGCUGCUCGUUACGUAGAGGCUGCCGCCUACACUGACCUGGAUAUCUGUGGCCGAGGAAGGCUCUGCCGACCUCGUUUCAUAUCAGUGCUUUAGGACUGCGGCACAGCGCGCGGACCUGUUUUCAGCUGCAGGGCCCUCGUGCUGAAGGCUUUGAACAGCAGCGGUGUGUCCGCGAGGACGGACCGUUAGCAGCCUAAUGGACAGGAUCGAUAACAAGGCCGGGCUGAGGACGGUUAUCGUGUCGUGUCUGUGUGACUCUGAUCACGCCGCGUGUCCGACUCGCUGCUGCGUGGAACAGGGUCUCUGUAUCGUGCACCUCCGUUUACUCCGACAUCAGUAUUUACUUCUCUGAAGCAAGGAAGUGGAGCUGGCGGAACUCGGAGAACGUGAGACCGGAAGUUGUGUGACUUGACCGCCAUAAUAAAAGCCCUAAGUAGUUUUGUUUACGCUUAUAAAUGGCUUCUGGGGUUAAACAGAGGAGUACAACUGGAACAAAACUACAGCCGACUUGUCAUUUGUAAAAUAACGUUUCGUCCUUUGCCAGUGCCGUGUAUCCCGAAUGAUCUAUCCACGUUGGUCGGCUUUAUUUUGGAGUGUGCGAGCGGAAGUCGCCCUUGGCUCUGCCUGCGCUGACACUGGUAGGAAGUGGGAUGUGGCCAGGAUGUAUUUAUGCUGCUGUCCGAGAUGUGAGCGUCAGUAAACCAGCUCUGCCUUUAGGGCCCGUGUUCCCCGGCGCUCACAGCGGGGGUACGCUCACUGACGCUGCCCGUCAGCGUGGUUCGUGUCAGGGGUCGAAGCAGCCGCUGUGCUGUCCCCGCCUGGACGGCACCGUGCCCGGGAACACUUUGUUGAAUUUGCGCGUGGCUGUAGCCUGAGCUUUACGUAAUGACAGCAUGUGAAUGACAUGUUUGGCUUGUGACUUUCCAGCACUGCACAUCCACGGUUUUAAACACAUGUCAAGAACUCAGCCUCAGAUGAUGAUGGAGUCCUCUGUCGCGCUCGGCAGGCUGGAGCUGGCCCACAGCUCCUCCGCGGGUGGGGUGACCUCUCGGCUCCCCGGAGGCGCACCCCCUAAAGAAAAGCCCGGCCAGCCACCCUCAGGGCUCCAGAGCCAGGCUCACCUGAACGGCUGCGUCCCGCUGUCACACCAGGUGGCGGGUCACAAGUAUGGAGUGGACAAAGUGGGUAAGUCAGCUGCGGACACGACUCGGAUCACCCUGCACUUACAGUUCCUGUCACACCGCUGUGCUCGCCUUCGUGUGACUUCAUGUUAUGUUAUCACGGUACUUCUUCACAGAGAUAAACCAUCGUAUGUCUUUCUGUCCCAGGUUUAUGCAGAGGACUGCUGCGAUCCCUGUCUUCUCGAGCUCCAGACGUAUCUGCCCAGAUACUACGGCACCUGGUCCUCUCCUGACAGGCCCAACGACCUGUACCUGAAGCUGGAGGAUGUGACUCGUCACUUCAUCAAACCCUGCAUCAUGGAUGUGAAGCUGGGCCAGCGGAGCUAUGAUCCGUACGCCUCACAGGAGAAACGGGAACAGCAGAUCAGGAAAUACCCACUGAUGGAGGAGAUCGGCUUCCUGGUGCUUGGCUUGAGGGUGUACAAGGUGUGCACGGACACGUUCGACUCCUAUGAUCAGCAUUAUGGAAGAGGAUUGGUUACGGACACUCUCAAAGAUGGCUUGUCUAAAUUCUUCCAUAAUGGAGUCAGCCUGAGGAAGGACGCCGUGGCGGCGAGCAUUCGCAGAGUGCAGCGGAUCCUUCGCUGGUUCGAGUCCCAGCACCAGCUGACUUUCUAUGCCAGCUCCCUUCUGUUUGUCUACGAAGGCCUGCCCUCCUCUUCAUCCUCCCUGUCGUCCCUCCUCAGCAGUCCAUCCGUCAGCCCCACUGUGAUGGUGAAAACGCCCACGUCUUUGUCAUCAGGUGAAGGCGCCACAGAGCGGAAAGCCAGACAGGGAAAGCUGGGGCAAGGAGAGGAAGUGGCCGAGUACAACAACAACAACAUCCAGGUGGCAGAGCACUGGGACUACAGCCUGGACGCUGUUUAUUCCAAUCGCAGGAAAGGCGAGGACGGUCACAGGGGAGACGGUGGCGCUGUGAGCGCCGUGUCUGGAGACGGCGUCUCAGCAGCGGGUGAGGAGGACAACUCUGCAUGGAAACAGUCACGUGAGCUGCAACGACCACCUAAUGGGAACGGAAACAAAUCCCAACUGCAAGAGAAGGACGUGGACAGAGAGGACGGGGAGGAGGCGAAGGACCGAGGAGGCGACGAGACGGAGAGCGGCGCAGGAGACGUAGAGGUGGAGGUCAGGAUGAUCGACUUUGCUCACGUUUUCCCGAGUGAGAGCCAGGAUCACGGCUACGUCUACGGCCUGAAGCGCCUGCUGACGGUGCUGGAGCAGAUCCUGUGUGAUGCAGCGUAG